UCUGGGUGGAUUCUUCACUCCCAAAGACAUCGCUGACAUCGCUUCAUGCGCCAUGUGGGAUGGACCUCCACCACCGCCACAUGCGCCGCCACUGCCGACCCUGGGCGGCUUGGCGCCGACGCCCUUCGUGCCGCCACCACCGACCUUCGGGACCCCGGUGGCCUUUCCGCAGAUCCAGAGCCACCCCGCCCACCCAGCACUGCAUCAUGCGCCCCACGCGCCGCCUCCCAUCCCGGGGCUUCUGGCUCCUCCUCCACCACCUGGGCCUCCACCCGCCAUGCUGGGCCAGCCGCCGGGGCCGCCGCCGGUGGUGCCGCCACCGCCGAUCGUCUCGCUGGGCGAUGCGGAAGUGAAGGCGGCUGCCUCUGCAGCGCUGUCGAAGUUCAUCAAGAACCUCCCAGAUGAGCAAAGUGCCUCGAAAGGCAAGAGCAGAAGCCGGAGCCAAAGCCGAAGGAGUCGUAGCAGAAGCAGCCGGAAGCGACGCCGCAAGCGCAGCGGCAGCCGCAAGCGCAGCAGCAGCCGGCGGCGGAGAAGAAGCAAGGAAGGGAAGGAUGCGAAAGAUUCGCUGUUGGAGCCUCCCCCGGCGCCGCGGAGCAAAUGGGAUGACUCAACCACACCCGCCUGGAUGCAGGACAUGGUGGAGGCCCUGAAGUCUUCGGAACCGGCGCCCACGGCCAGCGCCAAGAAGAAUGAUCCGGACAAGCCCAAAGGUCACAAGGUCAUCGACUUGCCUGCGCAUUUGAUCAGGGUCCUCAUUGGCAAGGCCGGAUCCACCAUCCGCGAGGUCAUCAGCAGGACCGGGGCCGACAUCAAGGUGAACCACUUGCCACAUGAGCCUCAAGGGAGCAUCUCUGUGGUGGGAGACAUCGCGAAGACUGAAGCGGUGAUCCAAGAGAUCUUCCGGGCCAGAGGAUGCAAGUGGUCUCCAACAGGAGCACCCUUAGCGGAGCAGAGCGAGGAAGACGUGAAGAUUCCGCAUGACCUCGUAGGGCUCUUUAUCGGCAAAGGGGGUGAGACCAUCAAGGACUUGCGGGAGAGGUGUGGAGGACAAGUCUCGAUCACCAUUCAACCUGCCUCAACGCCUGGUGGCAUGCAGGGUGUCCGUGUGGUGGGAGACAACUGGAAGGUCGCCAAGGCUUUGGUCCGAGCGAAGAUCGAGGAGCUGACUAUGGCGAAGUCCUUCAAAGCUCGAAAUGCCAGCUAAAAAAGCGAGACGCGAGACGUGUCUGAGGAGGACGGAGGAUCCAUCCUGUUUGAAAUCCUCACGAUUCUAAGUCGUG
Messenger RNA from Durusdinium trenchii, 1280 nucleotides. NCBI's taxonomy places the organism in Eukaryota, Dinophyceae, Suessiales, Symbiodiniaceae. The record is from the annotation of a GenBank genome assembly.